Messenger RNA from Adineta steineri, 1473 nucleotides. Lineage: Eukaryota; Metazoa; Rotifera; Eurotatoria; Adinetida; Adinetidae. The record is from the annotation of a GenBank genome assembly.
AUGCCAGCGAACUCAGUUCUUGAAGAAGAACAAGUACAAAAUGGUAAUGAAGUUUCUGAUGAUGAUGAAGUAGAUGAAACUGGUAAAAUAGAUGAUACAUCAGACGGAAAAGCAAAAAAGAAACGAAAGAAAAAGAAGAAGAAUAAAACUCAAACUACAACAAAUGAUGAUCAAACUGAUCCAGUUGCUAGUACGACAGAAGCAGUAGCUACAAUAUCUAUUCAACAAGAUGAUGAAGAAGAAGCAGAAGAAGGAGGUGACGAAACAAAAUCAAUAACCAAGAAGAAAAACAAAAAGAAGAAAAAACCAGCAAGUACUGUACAACCUGUUGUCACGAAUGGCAAAUCAUCUCUUCAGCAAACAAAUCCUCCAUCAAUACCCAUUUCUGAUUUGUAUCCAGAUGGAAACUUUCCUGAAGGAGAAAUUCUUGAACAUCCAACACCAAAACAUCCACCAACAGAUGGAUCACUUGCUAUAAAUCGUAUGACAAGCGAAGAAAAACGUAUGCGAGAUAUGGCUCAAACAGAAAUCUAUCAAGAACUACGUCAAGCUGCUGAAUGUCAUAGACAAACAAGAAAGUGGGUGAUGAGUUGGAUAGAACCUGGCAUGAAGAUGAUUGAUAUUUGUGAACGACUAGAAAAUAUGAAUAGAAAACUUAUUAAAGAGAAAGGACUUGAAGCUGGUUUGGGUUUCCCAACAGGUUGUUCAUUAAAUCACUGUGCCGCUCAUUAUACACCAAAUAAUGGUGAUAACACAGUACUUCAACGUGAUGAUGUCUGUAAAAUUGAUUUUGGUACACAUAUCAAUGGUCGAAUCAUUGAUAGUGCAUGGACAGUUGCAUUUAAUCCAAAAUAUGAUGAACUCCUGAAAGCUGUUCGAGAAGCAACCAACACUGGAAUAAAAACUGCUGGUAUUGAUGUUCGUUUAUGUGAUAUUGGUGAAGCUAUUCAAGAAGUAAUGGAAAGUCAUGAAGUUGAAAUUGAUGGAAAAGUGUUUCCAGUUAAAGCCAUUCGAAACCUGCAAGGUCAUUUAAUUGGACAAUAUCAUAUUCAUGCUGGAAAGUCAGUUCCCAUAGUUAAAGGUGGUGAAGGAACUCGAAUGGAGGAAGGUGAAAUAUAUGCAAUUGAAACAUUUGGUAGUACAGGCAAAGGUUAUGUUCAUCAUGAUAUGGAAGUAUCACAUUAUAUGAAAAACUAUGAUGUCGAACAAGCAAAUGUUAGAAAUGCUAAAUCAAAACAAUUAUAUAAUACAAUCACAAAGAACUUUGGUACAUUAGCUUUUUGUCGUCGGUGGUUAGAUCGUUUAGGUGAAAGUAAAUAUUUACUUGCACUAAAAGGUCUUGUUGAUGCUGGAAUUAUUGAUCCAUGUCCACCAUUGUGUGACAUUAAAGGAAGUUAUACAGCUCAAUUUGAACAUACAAUUAUACUACGACCAACAUGUAAAGAAGUUGUUAGUCGCGGCGAAGACUAUUAG